Mytilus trossulus (common blue mussel) is the source of this 768-nucleotide messenger RNA. RefSeq lists its product as uncharacterized. The transcript has 4 exons. Lineage: Eukaryota; Metazoa; Mollusca; Bivalvia; Mytilida; Mytilidae. Gene Ontology annotation, molecular function: GTPase activity; GTP binding. The record is from RefSeq and is a predicted model, not a curated record. The coding region runs from base 92 to 703 and encodes 203 amino acids.
UUGAAUAGCGGAGUAAAAACUUCCGGUUAUUUUAAAAUGUAUGAUCACUUCGUCAUUCGAUAAUUCGUCAUGAUUUAAAAACGAAACUAGAAUGGGAGAAACAUAUGAUUAUUUGUUCAAAAUAAUUCUAGUUGGGGAUCAAGCCGUCGGGAAAACCAGCCUUGUAAGGCGGUUCACUACAGGAAGAUUUCAGCAGGAGUACAAGUAUACGAUUGGUGUAGAUUUCACUGUACAAUCGUUGCAACUUGAUGGUAAAAUUGUAAAGCUACAAAUUUGGGAUACAACAGGACAAGAAAGAUUCAGAAGUCUUACAACAGGAUAUUAUCGUAAUGCACAUGCUGCAUUGGUUGUGUAUGACGUCACUAACACUGAAUCUCUAAAUAACUGCGUCAGAUGGAUGAAUGACGUCAGCAUGUACAGUGGUCAAGACAUUCCAAAAUUAUUAUUAGGUAAUAAAUGUGAUAAAUUAAGUGGUCGAACAGUAAGUUCAUCAGAUGGCGAACACUUUGCAAGAAAACAUAAUAUGAUGUCCUUUUCAGAAACAAGCGCUAAAGAUGGUCGAAAUGUAGAUGAAGCUUUUUAUAAGUUGGCUCAGGAACUAUCCAGGACGUAUUUUGAUUCUAUGGAUUAUAGAUCUGACUCAAUAAGACUAGACUCUAUACCGGACAAUACUGCAUCUUGGUGGGGAUGUUGCGGAUAUUAACAUUCCAAAUGUUUAACAAAGUGAUCGAAUGGUUGUUCUUUAAUAUUAGAGGAUAUUAUUUAUUA